CUCCGACAAGCGACGACAUCUUCUUAUCCAUCCCUCCUCCCAAUUACCAGGCGACCCCCGAUAAGCUGCCACGUGGACACUCUCCCUCGAGCCCUGCCGUACACCACCGCGCACGUUAACCCUCGCCACCUCAUCGCCCCCUUCGCCCCAAGUUCUGCGGCGGCUCUCUCGAAGCCCCGACCGACCACCAUCUUAUUCAACAAUACACUCCCCAACAUGUCCUUAGCUCUUUCUCCUCCAGCACCUUCUCCCUCCAUCACGCCCCAUGCGCACCUUAGCGCCACCCUCCCUCCCAUGUCUAUCCUGCGCCGCGUAGCCCCCCUCCACCUCCGCCACCACCGCCGACGCCUCGCCUCCGUCGCCGCCGCGGCCAUCCGCCAGGACACUACCGUCUGGACCCCCGCCCCCCUGUCCCUCGUCGAGUCCGCCGCCGAGUCCCUCUUCCACGUCAGCAUCGACGUCUCCGACGCGCCCGAACUCGUCGGCUCCCACACACGACCCGGGCAGUACCUGCAGCUUCGCGUCCCCGACGCCGCCAAGCCGGCGUUCCUGGCCAUAGCUUCGCCGCCCCCGCUCGCGGCGGCGCGCGGAGAGUUCGAGUUCCUGGUGAAGAGCGUGGCCGGCAGCACGGCGGAGUUCCUGUGCGGGUUGAAGAGGGGCGAUGUGGUGGAGCUGAGCCAGGUCAUGGGGAAGGGUUUCGAUAUCGACCGGAUCGAGCCUCCCGAGGAUUACCCUUCGGUUUUCAUUUUCGCUACUGGAUCUGGAAUCAGUCCUAUCCGAUGUCUAAUUGAAUCAGGAUUUGAUGCUGACAAGAGAACCGAUGUUAGGCUCUACUAUGGUGCUAGAAACCUUCAGAGAAUGGCUUACCAGCAUAUGUUUAAGGACUGGGAAUUGUCAGGUGUUACGAUUGUGCCAGUAUUAUCCCAACCUGAUGAUAGUUGGACUGGGGAAACUGGCUAUGUACAGGCUGCAUUCAAUAGAGCCAAAAGGAAUUUUAGCCCUCAGUCAACAGGUGCUGUGCUAUGCGGUCAGAAGCAGAUGACAGAGGAAAUCACUUCUAUUCUGUUAGCUGAUGGUGUUUCGAGGGAGAAGAUUUUGAAGAACUUCUAAUUGGAUGAGGUCAACGUGUUGUACCUAUUAUUUAUUUUAUUCAUUCCAGCUGCUGAAGAUCAAUAACGUUUCAGCUCGGAAUAGAAUAAUAAAACCGAUUUUGGACAUUUUUGCUCUGUACUCUGUGUGUUAGAAUUCCAUGGAAAACAGUCUUCCAGCAGAUUAUGACAAGUAACAAAAUAUCAUUUUUUGACUCU
Messenger RNA from Rhodamnia argentea, 1307 nucleotides. Its product is annotated as fruit protein pKIWI502. Bases 217 to 1110 code for a protein of 297 amino acids. Gene Ontology annotation, molecular function: oxidoreductase activity. Lineage: Eukaryota; Viridiplantae; Streptophyta; Magnoliopsida; Myrtales; Myrtaceae. The record is from RefSeq and is a predicted model, not a curated record. The transcript is spliced from 6 exons.